ACACUCGUCGCCUCUCCGCGGGCCUGGCACUGCCGGCCCAGCGUUGAAAAGGCGACCGCCCGUUACCGCGGCCCGUGGGUUCAUUCCACCGCCACCGACAGCGUCGAAGAACUUCCGCGUUACAACAGAAGCGGUGUUGGCCCUGGAGGAUCCGAAAUUGCGCAAGCGGAUUCGCUCACGAUUGCAGGAAUUGAUACACAACUACAACGCUUCCUGCACCAAGGCCCCCUUCAACUUCCCCUGGAGGCAGCCGGGAUACCGGCUGCGUACGUUCGACUAUUUUCGCAACACGCGGGACCGACAGACCUACUUGCAGACCAAAGGAGCCCGGUCCAAUUACGAUCCCCGGAUGCACUUGGACAUCAAUAAGCUGUCAUCCGAGGAGCUGCUGGCGAAACUGGUGAGCGCCAAGAAGGACGAGGAGAGGGAGUCGAUUUUAGGAGGCGUCUGUUUGUUCAAGCUUGAGACCUUGCUGAAACACUUGGACGGCCAGCAAAAAACGCGCGAGCUGAUCGCUAAAGCGUACAAACCCGUAUUCGAGAAGCACGAGAAGAAGUUCCUCGACACCAGGGACGGAGAAAGACCGGAGCGCGAUUUUGAACGUGAGAAGAGAGAGCUCCUUGCGGACCUGGCUGCGUACACUGGGCGGCGAAAUCUACCUGCAGCGGGGCCGCCCGCCAAAAAAAGAGUCUUCGCGAUAAGCACGGAAGACGAUGCUGCGCCGGCGCGUGCUACGCCGUCGAGCGGCGGUGUUUUGGCUUUUAGCGGUGCAGAAAAAGCAAAGGAGGACGGAAGGGAGAAAACGGAGAACGAAGUGCAGAACAAACACGCGAGCCGCACUGCGGUUUCCGCAGGCGCAUCUACACCGCAGCGAAAAACGGAAUUUGCCCCCGUCGACCUGGUCGAGAGAAGCCAGUCGGAACAGGAGGAGAGCGACGAAAUUUUGGCGAGUCCGCGGACCAGCGGUGAAGCCGGUGAAAACCUACCCAGCGACCCCCUUCCGCGGGUAGACCCUGUAAGAGGAGCCACUUUAUUCGUGCGCGGCCAGCCGGACGUGGAAAAGGUCGAUGACAGUAGCGGCGAGGGGAAGGAGCAUUCUGCCGCUGCGAAAAACCAGACGCAGACCGUCCGCCGACAGCAUCGCAGUUUGUUGGGUGUUGGCAGCAGCGAAGAUGUAGUGCAGCUGCGGGCACGAGGUGAAGAACAGGUCGCGCCGAAAGCACCGCAGAGGAAGGAAAAAGUAAAAGCCGCAGUUAGUAGUCGCAGUCUAGAGCACAAGAAAAGGGUAAAGAAAGUAGAGCGUCCGUGGACAGAAGAUGACAUCUUUGAUUUUGGAAAUCAAGUUGCCCCAGGCGUGUUCGUCGGGCCGGACAAGCUCUUCGCACUGGUGCAUAAAGACGAUGUGGAGAACAAGUUCCGACGGCGAGCAGGGAGCGAGCAGGUGGUCUCGGACGCGUACGACAAACACAACACCGACGCCGUGUUGCGGUGGAAAAAGGAGGUAGCAGACAAGUGCCUCACCCACGUCGUCUUAUCCUGCUUAAAAAAGCUCCCACCCCAGAGUCAAGAUGAGAAAUGUGCAUCGCAAAUCCAAAUUCCUAUAGUUUUUGGAGUUGAGCAUGACAAGUUCCUAUUAGUAGCGCACUGCUGGUUAGUAAGAAGGAUAGCCGUACCACAAGGUCGCGCCCUUUGUUUCCUGUUAUUUGCAGCAUUACAAUUGCCAAGACGCGGCUAGACGAAUUGCCUCUCACGAUGUAGAUGCAAUUCUGCAUGACGACUCUGUGCUGGGGACGUUUUUGCUCAGGAUGCAUGUCGAUCCACGAUUAUUUGACCAUAGACAAGAAAAACUUUCCGAACGUCAGGGAGCUCUCGCACUUUUCGGGACUCUGUGACGACGAUGCCACGGAGCUGGGGCCGGUGCUCGAGUCCGCAAUUACCGCCAUACACGAAGGCUUGUGGCAGUUGGCCGUCGGCGGAGCGGCGCCGAUCCGCUUAGACGCGAUCGCACGAGAGCAAUGGAACGCGCUUGUGGUGCAUUCCGAUUCCGAAGAUGGCGGCGAGGGCGAGGAUGGUCAAGUUCCCGCUUCUGCGAGGCCGGCGAAGAGGACGAAGCUCUCGGCGACGCAGCAUCAUGAGCAACAGCGUAACCCCGUCCGAGUGGAGGCCGCGGCGCGUUGUGAAGAGGCAAGCAACCCCGAACGAACGUUGCGGAACAAAAAAACGCCUUUCCAGCUACCACGCUGUCGGUCUUUGCGUAGAAGGUUUUUUGAUGUGGUCCCCCUAGUGCAGGAUAGAUGGUGAUGAUGCAUGAAGACGUUAGUGAUAAUUGUAUGUAAAAUGCAAAAGUGCAAGGGAAAUGCAAAUGGAAAUCACGUACAACAGGCUUAUUUUUAAUUUGGCCGUGCGGCAUUUCUACGCAUGACGGAGGGAUGAACUUUGUGUAUUUUGAAAGUGCGCAAAACCAAAAGUGGCUGUGAUGGUUUCUUUUUCUUGGAUACGCCCUGGUGUACAUUCACUGUCACCAAGGGUGCAGUCGUUCUGCGGCGUUGUGGAUCGCGUACGUGGUAUGCUGCUGUGAAGUUCCUGAUCUAGAAUUAGCUCUCCACACGGCACAGCAAGGACGUUACCUGGUAUCGCCGAAUGACGCCUUCCUAGAACAGGGCAAGGGGAAAGGCUUCGGAGGGGGCUCGUCAUCCUCGUCAUCAUCAUCAUCUUCUUCUUCGUCUUCUAGUUCCUCCUCGAACAAGCAGGGAGAGAGAAACGAAAACCAACAGCAGGACACGAAGCAUACAGCAAUCAGCGUGACGCGGACGCAGUCGCGGCGUUUUUGGCGAACCACUUCGCGAGAAAACACUUCGACGCCACGAACUUCUACAACCCGGCGGUUCUCCCGACAGACCACCGGGAACACAUCUUUUCCACGCGGAUGGCAAAGCCGCCAAGAGUGGCCGCGGGAGCGGAGCAGCCGAGCUUCGUGCUAG
Molecule: messenger RNA, 2981 nt
Organism: Amoebophrya sp. A120
Lineage: Eukaryota; Dinophyceae; Syndiniales; Amoebophryaceae
Source: the annotation of a GenBank genome assembly